This is a messenger RNA of Pocillopora meandrina, 2321 nucleotides long. The record is from the annotation of a GenBank genome assembly. Lineage: Eukaryota; Metazoa; Cnidaria; Anthozoa; Scleractinia; Pocilloporidae.
AGAUGGCGAAGCAUCAUCCAGAUCUCAUCAUGUGCAGAAAACAGCCUGGCGUAGGUUAGUUUGUUUGCAAUUUUUAACUAAGGUUCCCGGUGCAGUUUACUGAUUAUAUUCUAUUUUUACUUAUAUCUCAGCUAUAGGUCGGCUGUGCGAAAAAUGUAAGUACAAGAUUCGUUUAACUUUUUUUACAGUAACCAACUGAUUCGAGAGAAAGCUAAGUUUACAUUUUCUUCUGUUUAGAGACAAAUAACGUCUGCUUCAUGACUAAUUAUAUUUUCGAGAGUUUGCAGAUUUUGUUUUUCUUUUGCUUUUCUCUGAGUGGAAAUGUGAGUAAGGUGAAACUCGAGUACAGAUUUCCUUUAAAUCAAAGAAUGUCAAAGAUAGAUUGAUACACGUGCGUUCUUAUUUUAUGUGCGAAGGAGUCAGUUUCAACGGAUUUCAAUUCAAAAGAAGAGAGAUCAUCCAUUUUGUGACGAGUGAGAGGUGAAAGUUCUAAAUCCAGGAUUUUCAGAAAUAAUUCUGAGCUAGAGUUUUGUCGAAAAUUCAAAUCUUUUCUUAUUGCAAAAAAAUCACUCAGAAGAUUUUUUCACCUCUGGUUUAGUCAGGGUUUUGGUGUGUUUUCCCUUCCAUCGCAUACAUUGAGAUUGAAUGCUAGUGAUGUUCAUGCGCAGUUUUUCUCUUUUUUUGUGAUGUUUAGGUGAUGGUAAAUGUGUCAUUUGCGACUCCUAUGUGCGUCCCUGUACACUGGUGCGUAUAUGUGAUGAAUGCAACUAUGGCUCUUAUCAAGGUCGCUGUGUUAUAUGUGGUGGACCUGGUGUUUCUGAUGCUUAUUACUGUAAAGAAUGUACAGUUCAAGAGAAAGAUGUGAGUUACAUUUAGAAAACUAGGAAUACUAAACACUAAGGUUAAUACAAUUGAUUCCCUACACCUCAAACUUAGAAGAAGAAUUAAGAAAAAGUUUGUGACAUUGAGGGAAAAUGUAGAAGAAACUAACUUAAGGAUAACUUCAGAAAGUAAAAUCACUCCAAGUGAACAAGAGGUUUAAACCUUUAACUCCCAAGAUCUCAUUAGCAAUUCUCCUUAUUGUCUGCCAAAUGAUUUCCAUUAUUUUAGCUGGAGAAUUGGUAUCAGAUCAAUUAGUAAUCCCAUAAUUAAUAUUUUUCUUUAUUCCCAUCACUUGACUGCUUGAUAUUGUGUUGAUAUAGUGAGGAGAAAUUCUUUAUCGGUCACUCAUGGAAGUGAAAGGGUUAAGUUAUUGGGAAUUGAAUGUUCAUGUAUUGAGGAGAUGUUGAGGUCUGAUAGUAGAAAAGUUGGUCCAAGUUGAGAACAUCCGGAAUCAUGACUUGUGUUCUCAAAGUGCAUCUCAAUAUCCAAGAGUGUGAAAUGAAAACUGCAAACUGUCAGGAGGAUCUAACAAAACUGCUGGUUUGGAAGAAGAGAAGGGGGAGAGGGUUAUCCUUCAAUGGAAUAGCAUUUCACUUUGGGAAAGUGACAAUACCCCUUGUCCCUUCAAUGAUGGACAAGCAUUGGCCAGCUGGGUACUUUUGCUCUAUUUCUGAGUUUGCCCUACCUUAUAUGUGCACAGACAGUUUUGGUAUCACCCCAGCUAAUUUAAAUCCCAAAGGCCUCUUUGGAUGGCUAAUUUGCUACUUGUCAAUGCUCAGUAAAUCAAAUCUCAAAUAGACUUUCCAUUAAAAUGCUUAUGUGAAAUUGCUGAGAAAUUUUUGUUUCCAAAGAAAUAGCAUUAGAGUUUUAUAUACAGUGCUUGAUAAUUUGCUGUUUGUUUUUUUACAGAGAGACGGUUGCCCCAAGAUUGUCAACCUAGGAAGUUCUAAGACUGAUCUCUUCUAUGAAAGAAAGAAGUAUGGUUUCAAGAAGAGAUGACAGUUUAUCUUACUUAACUUUAGUUUUUAACAUGCACCCUAGGUCGAGCUGUGUAUAAACAUGAUUAAUCUUUCCUGCACAAUAAUAUUGUUAUUGUCAACUUUUGAGUUGGUUAGCCAGCCUUCAUGAGGAAAUGUAGGUUCCUGACUUCAACACAUCAAUUCCCUUGACCUUGUCAGUUUCUUGUUCUAUUACAGUGUAUGAUUCCAUCGUUGUGAUUUAGACAGUCUUAACUUAUCAUUUGUAUGUCACUUUGAUAUGUACCUUGGUUUUAUUUACUUCAUGAUGUAAGAGGUGGAGAGAGCUAUAUCUGUGUCGAGCUAUGUAGUGUUAAAGAUAUUUUUAAUUCAGUUAAAGAGGAAAAGUUAAGUAAACACUUAGGAAAUGUCAAGUUUUGCCAACAUAAAGUUUUCAAGGUCAUUAAAAGUUUUUUGUAGUCG